AUGCAAAGCAAAGCAAUUCUUAAUAUUUCUCGUCAAGCAAAUGGUUGGAAACCUGUUGGACAUACUCUUGAUGAACAAAAUUUACUUCGUGAUAUGUCUAUUAUUGUUGCUGCCUGGCCUGAAAAUGCUGAAGAUAAUAUACCUACAGUACCAUGUUUAUCAGCCGAUGGUCAUUUGCUUGUGUUAAGUGUUGCUGCAAGUCGUAUACGUUAUGGAGUAAGUUUAACUUUCGUCGCAGUUUAUCCAACUGAUAUGAAAAGUGUUUUACCAAAAAAUAUUUCAACUGAUCCACUCUCGUCAAAUCAACAGAGUUUGUGGUGUAUAUUUAGUGAUGGAUCAGUGACACCUGUAUAUACUUAUGAUUCUCAAUAUAUAAGUGAACGGAUAUCUCUUUUGGAUUGUCCACUUAGUCAAUUUGCUAAUGAUCAGUUAUGGAGAUUAAACCAAACAAUACGAGUCUAUCUUGCAUCAACAACAACAAAAGAUAGAAAAAUACCUGUACUCAAAGCAUUUGUAAAAGCUCCAGUAGUUUCUGUCCGUUCAUCAAAUUCCAGUCAAGAAUCUUUUACA
Molecule: messenger RNA, 570 nt
Organism: Adineta steineri
Lineage: Eukaryota; Metazoa; Rotifera; Eurotatoria; Adinetida; Adinetidae
Source: the annotation of a GenBank genome assembly